AGUUCUCCGAACAGUAACACAUCUUCUAAACUGCAAGCUCCUAAAAUGCUGCCAGGACUUACUCUGCUAGUUUCCAUCUGCCUGGUGGCCAGUGCCUCCAAGGUUCCGCGGCUCAUGCUGGACGAUAACUACGUGAAUCGCGUGGUCGGAGGAGAGGAGGCUGCGGAAGGAUCGGCGCCUUACCAAGUUUCGCUGCAAGAAUCAUUCUGGGGUCACAACUGCGGAGGAUCACUGUUGAGUGAUCGCUGGGUCCUUACGGCGGCUCACUGUCUUGUGGGGAGCAAUCCGGAUGAGCUUGAAGUGCUG
Molecule: messenger RNA, 306 nt
Organism: Anopheles bellator
Lineage: Eukaryota; Metazoa; Arthropoda; Insecta; Diptera; Culicidae
Product: chymotrypsin-1-like
Exons: 2
Biological process (GO): proteolysis
Molecular function (GO): serine-type endopeptidase activity
Source: RefSeq, a predicted model, not a curated record